CCUGUUGCCGCCCCGUCCUCCGUUUCCGCUGCUAGGGUUUCUUCGUCUUCCGAGGCCCAGGUAUGAAGCGAUCCGUUGCCGUGGUCUUUUGUCUCACCCAAAUUAUGGCUUAGUAGCAGCUCCAUCUGGGUCUAGCGAUGGUGCUUCCUCAGUCGAACACCGGUAUCUUCGUUGGGAUCAACAAAGGGCACAUCGUCAGGAAAAGGGAGUUUUCCCCUCCCGACCUUCCAGCAGAAAAGGUGUAUGACUGUGAAAUCCCUGAGCAUGGAUUCUUGUUUAAUUCUUUAGUUGGAAAUUGGGGGAAUAUAUAUUUGUUUUCUAUUUUACAAGAUGGGAUGAUUGUUUGCACACAAGAGAUUGAUUUAUGAUUAGAUCAAAUGACUACUUUUAGAUGGAGACAUGGAGCGGCCGCUGAUUGACUUUGUGAGUUUACUGUGACGAGUUGGAUGGUAUGUUUAAAUGCAAGCUAUUAACCACACUUUGAGGCAAAAGAUCCCCGACCUCAAAUCGCCGAGACUUUCGGCUUUGUUAUUGUUGUUGUAUUAACCACGUUUGAACUUAGCAACUUCAAGUUGGCAAGAAUUGUUAUUUGUGUUCUUUCCUUGAGUUUUAUACGAUAUUGUUGAAACAAACCAUGACUGUGUAUUAUAGACCAUGGAAUUCUUGCUAUACACUUUGUUUCUGAUAUAGAAAUUGUACUUGCAAUAUAGAAUCCUCUCUGAUGUCUUGCAUCAUCAUCUACUUGAGAGGAACAGGUAGCUAGCUAUAUUAUAAACCAGUUAAUGCAGAACAAAUCAGAAAGUUGCUAAUAUUUCUAACUAUAUAUAACCUGAUUCGGAAUUGUAGUUAUCUUCUUUUCUUUUUGAUUUUUUCUUUGCCUUGGAUAUUAGUUCUUGUUAUACAAUCUAAAUGACAGAUAUGGUGUUUUCUUUUUAAAAGUCAAUGGAUGAUAGCUGAUAAAUACUUUUUUUUCUACCAUAUGCUUCCGACUUCUAUUUCUUGCUAGUUGCAUACAGUAAAAUGACAAUUAUACUCCAGAAACCUAGCGAGAGGGUUUAUUUAUCAGGAACUUGAUCAGGGAAGUGGGUUGCUUUGUCCCAUAUGAGAAGAGGAUCACUGAGCUUCUGAAAGUCGCUAAGGACAACAUGAACUGAAAGUUGCAAAAAGAACGCUGGGAACUCGAGAAAGAGCCAAGAGAAGAAAGAGGAGAUGGCUGAUGUGCUUCGGGUGAUGAGGUCUGCUGGAGCGAGCGAUAAAACGAAAUGAUGACACCUUCUGCGACCCUUCGGAUUUUCCAUAGACAGAAUUUAGGCAGCUGGAUUGACAUCUGGUUAAAUAUACAUAACAUGAAUGAAAGAAUGCCUCAGAGAGAGAAGCCGACAAAGCCAUAUACUUGACUUGCAAGGGAGCUAAAAUACAUCGCCAAUAGAUGUCGAUGACAGUUCACCGGUCAUGAGAGGACAUGUGGAUCUUCGUGGAUGUUCUCAUUCGACUAUGGCCAAAAUGUAUUAUGUCGAUCUGAGAAAAGUUAGCUUUCGCACGUCACGAAUACCGGUUGUGGUCGCUUUACGUCGGAAGUGGAGUCAUUCAUGUGGGAUUAGGUCUGGUUGUUGGAGCGGCCGUGUAAACCCUGCCAACGCGCGGUUUGGUGUACACGUCACGGGGUUGACUAAACCGAGAAACCUGAGAACGAUGCAUCAAGUAAACAGGUCCAAGUCGAGCAAGACUUUGACUCUCGGUCAUCAAUCUCCCUCCUGCCCAGCUUGCUUCAAAUCCCUAGCCUCUUUCGAUUGCUGCUUCUGGGAAGCUAGGCGAUGGAGGAGAAGGAGAACGGAUCGAUGGUGGGAGGGGAGGCGGUGGUGCGGCGGCUGGCGGAGGCGGUGGAGGAGAUCGCUGUCAUCUCCGAGUACCGGAACGCCUACAGGAAGCCGUUGUGCAGCCUCGCUCGGCGGAUCAGGCUCCUUGCACCCAUGUUCGACGAGCUGGGGGACGGGCGCGACCCGAUCACGGAGCCGGUGGCGAGAACCCUAGCCCCGCUCGAUGACGCGUUUGCUGCCGCCAAGGACCUCCUCCGGCUCGGCAGCGAGGGGAGCAAGAUCUUCUUGGUCCUAGAGAGGGAGAAGAUGAUCAAAAGAUUUCAUGACGUAAUUUCUCAAAUAGAUCAAGCUUUGGAUGGGAUUUCCUUUGAUAAACUUGAAAUAUCAGAAGAAGUUAGAGAACAGAUUGAGUUGGUACAUGCUCAAUUCAAAAGAGCCAAAGAACGAGAUGACAUGCCCGAUGCUGAGUUGUAUUCUAAUCUCUUAUCUCUAUACAACAAGAGCAAUGAUGCCAUUUUAGAUCCAUAUACUUUAGAAAGAUUGGCAGAACAAUUACAGCUAGUCACCAUCUGUGAUCUUACACAAGAAUCAUUAGCUUUGCAUGAGAUGGUCUUUGCAAGCGGUGGAGAUCCUGGAGAAAACAUUGAAAAGAUGUCAAUGUUGUUAAAGAAGAUAAAAGAUUUUGUGCAGACCCAGAACCCUGAGAUGGGCACUCGCUCAGAUUCAAAGCCUUUCCUGUUGGAUGGAAAGCCAAAAGUUCCUAUUGUUCCUGAUGAUUUCCGCUGUCCAAUCUCACUGGAGUUGAUGAAAGAUCCAGUCAUUGUGGCCACUGGGCAGACUUAUGAGCGGACAUGCAUCGAAAAGUGGCUGGCGUCUGGCCAUGACACUUGUCCAAAAACUCAACAGAGGCUAUCUAAUGCAUCAUUAACUCCAAACUAUGUCCUUCGGAGCCUCAUAGAACAGUGGUGUGAAGCCAAUGGCAUGGAUCCACCCAAGUGCCCAUCCCGAUCUACUAAUCCCAGCUCAGCUUGCUCGUCACGUGAACUUGCUAAUAUAGAUGCACUUCUCUGCAAGUUAUCCUCCCCAAAUCUUGAUGACCAACUAGCAGCUGCUGGAGAGCUUCGUCUGCUGGCUAAGCGGAAUGUUGACAACCGCAUUUGCAUAGCUAAGGCUGGUGCUAUUCCCCUCCUCAUAAAUCUACUCUCAUCCAAAAAUUUAUGCACCCAGGAGCAUGCCGUCACUGCCCUUCUGAAUCUUUCCAUCCAUGAUGACAAUAAAGCAAUAAUAAUCUCUUCAGGGGCCAUACCUGGUAUCGUCCAUGUUCUAAGAGAUGGUAGCAUGGAAGCACGGGAGAAUGCUGCAGCGACACUCUUUAGUCUUUCAGUGGUGGAUGAAUAUAAGGUGACCGUCGGGGCAUCAGGGGCGAUCCCUGCAUUGGUGUCACUGCUGAGUGAAGGCACACACAGAGGGAAGAAAGAUGCGGCAACAGCACUGUUUAAUCUGUGCAUAUACCAAGUGAACAAGGGGAAGGCAGUGAGGGCAGGUGUGGUUCCACUAGUUAUGGGGCUUCUUACAGAACCUGCAGAGUCUAUGUUGGAUGAAUCUAUGGCAAUAUUGGCCCUACUGUCAAGCCACCCGGAAGGGAAAUCUGCGAUUGCAGCUGCUCAGGCUGUCCCUCUGCUGGCGGAGAUGACAGCAAAUGGUUCUCCCAGGAACAGAGAGAAUGCUGCAGCUACUCUGCUCAAUCUUAGCGACGGAGAGCAGCAGCUUGGUACCAUGGCUGCAGCACAGGAAUGUGGGAUAAUGGGACCACUGCAAGAAUUGGCCAUCAGUGGCACAGAACGGGGGAAGAGGAAAGCCGUGCAGUUGCUAGAGCGCAUGAAUGGAUUCUUGGUGCAGCAGCAUGAGGCAUAUGCUCAAGCUGAGGCUUCAACCCAGACUCAAGGUCACAUCCAUGCUCAGAGUGAGCCAAGAAUGAAUGUGGCCUCUGCGGAUUCUGUUGACACCUAGCUUUUUCUUCAUUGGGAGGUUGUGAUAUGCGUAUCAGAACAUUUUGCCUGCUAAUGCUUUGUGGCUUUUGCAAUUAUGUGUAAACAAAGAGCACGAGUUUUUAACAUUGAGCUGUAAAUGUAUCAUCAAUCACAUGGUUGUAUGUGGAAAAUGACUUCCAUUUGGUUUGUGGACUUGUAAGUUUGCUAAAGUACGAGAACACUGAUAUGUUAAAAUGGAUAGUUGCAGAUUCAAAAGCUUCAGCUCUUGUUUUCUUAGAGAAUUCAUGAAUUA
Molecule: messenger RNA, 4100 nt
Organism: Musa acuminata subsp. malaccensis (wild Malaysian banana)
Lineage: Eukaryota; Viridiplantae; Streptophyta; Magnoliopsida; Zingiberales; Musaceae
Source: RefSeq, a predicted model, not a curated record